Molecule: messenger RNA, 1188 nt
Organism: Arabis nemorensis
Lineage: Eukaryota; Viridiplantae; Streptophyta; Magnoliopsida; Brassicales; Brassicaceae
Source: the annotation of a GenBank genome assembly
AUGGUUUCAGCUACUUCAAUCAUAGCUUGGGGCUCUGGAGAAGAUGGGCAACUAGGAACUGGUACGAACGAAGACAAGGAAUGGGCUUGUGUCGUUGAAGCUCUCGAGCCUUACUCUAUUUGCUCUGUUGUCUCCGGUAGCCGUAACUCCCUCGCCAUUUGCGAUGAUGGCAAGAUGUUUACAUGGGGUUGGAAUCAAAGAGGUACAUUAGGGCACCCUCCAGAGACAAAGACAGAAAAUGUCCCUAGUCAAGUUAAGGCCCUUGUCAGUGUCAAGAUCACUCAGGCAGCAAUUGGUGGUUGGCAUUGUUUAGCUGUUGAUGAUCAAGGCCGAGCAUAUGCGUGGGGUGGGAAUGAAUAUGGACAAUGUGGUGAAGAGCCUUUAAAAGAUGACUUGGGUAGGCCCGUGCGUAGAGAUAUUGUGAUCCCUAAGCGUUGUGCCCCGAAACUUACAGUCCGACAGGUAGCUGCAGGUGGUACUCACUCAGUGGUUCUGACACGCGAAGGUCAUGUGUGGACUUGGGGUCAACCUUGGCCUCCCGGUGACAUAAAACAAAUAUCUGUUCCUGUAAGAGUUCAAGGUCUUGAAAAUGUUCGUCUUAUUGCUGUUGGGGCAUUUCAUAAUUUGGCUCUUGAAGAAGAUGGGAGAUUAUUGGCAUGGGGUAAUAAUGAAUACGGACAACUUGGAACCGGUGAUACUCAGCCAAGCUCUCAUCCUGUUCCUGUCCAAGGACUCGAUGAUCUCAAUUUGGUUGAUAUUGCUGCUGGUGGAUGGCAUUCAACAGCAUUGACCGAUAAAGGCGAGGUGUAUGGUUGGGGAAGAGGAGAACACGGAAGACUCGGGUUCGGUGACAAUGACAAGAGCAGCAAAAUGGUUCCUCAGAAAGUUAAUCUCCUAGCUGAAGAAGAUAUAAUUCAGGUUUCUUGUGGAGGAACACAUUCAGUUGCUUUGACAAGAGAUGGCAGAAUCUUCUCGUUUGGUAGAGGAGAUCAUGGAAGACUUGGUUAUGGAAGGAAAGUGACAACAGGACAGCCAUUGGAGUUACCUAUAAUGAUUCCUCCACCUGAAGGACGCUUUAAUCACGCAGACGAAGAAGAAGAAGGAAAAUGGUUAGCUAAAUCGAUUGCUUGCGGUGGUCGCCACACUCUUGCCAUUGUUGAAUGGAAGUCCGAUGAUAUGAACCUAUGA